This is a messenger RNA of Athalia rosae (coleseed sawfly), 1652 nucleotides long. RefSeq names its product WD repeat-containing protein 18. The record is from RefSeq and is a predicted model, not a curated record. Bases 286 to 1542 code for a protein of 418 amino acids. Gene Ontology annotation, cellular component: nuclear pre-replicative complex. The transcript has 3 exons. Lineage: Eukaryota; Metazoa; Arthropoda; Insecta; Hymenoptera; Athaliidae. Gene Ontology annotation, biological process: rRNA processing; DNA-templated DNA replication. Gene Ontology annotation, molecular function: protein binding.
CAGGAGGCAGCAGUAGUACGGUUACCAGCAGAUCUCUAUGCUCCUAGCAAACGAGUAGUCAACCAUCAAGUUAUGUUGUCUGCAUAGUUGUCUGCUCUUGUAAUCAAACUGUCAGUCCACUGAUGUCAACCGCAUGUUAUUUCUUUAUUGCGUUGUUGAGAUGAUUUCUGUAAACCUGCUGUAAAAUCACCCACUGAUCACCCACUGAUCACCUACUGCCAGGGCAUUCGAAUAUCACUCAACAGAUAUCCAUAACCAAUAGCCUAAGAGACGAGCAGCCUUAGCAUGAGCAGAUCAAGUGAAAUCUUAAUCACAAGUGAUGGAUCAGGUCAGAUGUGGAGUGCCGCAGGCUGGGAUCCACAGACUGGGACUCAGCUGGCUACGUAUAAAAAUGGAGCAACUCUUGGUUAUAACACAUUGAAUAUUGUAGCUGGCUCUUAUCUGCUGGCAGCUGACAAGACAAAACCACGUCUCUACUUUUGGCCUUUAAAUAGGCAGACCCAUGUAGAAAAUUUGCGUUUUGUUGUACCAGGGAUUGUCACUGCAUUGACUUGCUCACCAGAUGGACUUUACAUCGUCGCUGCGAUUGGGGAAAAACUUUGUACCUGGCAGACAAGUACUGGGGAAUUACUCGCAGUCCUUAUCAGACAUUAUCAGACAGUAAAUUGCCUCAAAUUUACAUCCGAUGGAUCUACAUUUGCCAGUGGUGGAGAUGAUGGUCUUGUUUUUGUGUGGUCGCUUUCCAGUGUUGUUAGCAAAACUGCAAAUAACACCGGGAACAGACAAGCAGCUCCACUUCACAGCUUUGCUAACCACUCACUGGCUGUGAAAGAUAUUUUCAUUGGCAGAUUUGGUAUUCAAGCAAGAUUGAUUACCGUGUCCCUUGACUGCACUGCUAGAAUAUACGACCUUGACAGUGGAAUACUUUUGCUCAAUCUUGUGUUCAGCGUCCCUCUGACUUCAGUUUGCAUGGAUAUCAAAGAGAAUUUUCUAUUCGUUGGGUGCUCAACUGGAGAUAUUUUUCACUUCGACCUUCACACUCCUCCUAGGGGCAGGGAGCAUCAUGUAGAUCACGGGAAGAACUCCAUUACUUUUAAAGGACACACCAAAUCCAUUAGUUGCCUUUCUGUUGCCGGUGACUGCAAUACUUUGGUCUCAGGAUCUGCUGACGGAUCUGUGAAGCUAUGGCACAUACCUAGCCGUCAGAUCCUUAGGUCAAUACCCCACAAGGGGCCUAUAACUGCCGCAUUCUUCACCAAGGCGGUUAACAAUUUUUUCGCAAAUGAUCUAAAGCCCAAGCUCAUAUUACACAGCUUGCAGAGGACUCCAAAAGACGGUGAAAACGGCGUUAUCGAAGUCAUGAACAAUUACAAUCUGGAAGAUUUCCUGCACCCUGAUGUCUUCUUCAACAAAAAGUGGAAUGAGGAAAUAACUGAUAGUAAUACUCACGCAGAGCUACGAAGAGCUGAAGAAGAAAUCAAAUCUUUGAAAUCAAUCAAUGCAGAAAUGUACAAGUUCGGUUUGAAGUAUCUGAUGAAAUAGGAAAAGAAUUGUUGAGGACAUUUGAUUAUUCAAAUUCAACAACCAAACGAGUACUAUUCUGUACCGUUGUUUAUAUUUUUUAAAUCUGUUAAAUAUAAAUUGAGAAAAUA